This is a messenger RNA of Oncorhynchus keta (chum salmon), 4076 nucleotides long. RefSeq names its product eva-1 homolog C (C. elegans) (gene eva1c). NCBI's taxonomy places the organism in Eukaryota, Metazoa, Chordata, Actinopteri, Salmoniformes, Salmonidae. Gene Ontology annotation, molecular function: carbohydrate binding. The transcript has 8 exons. Bases 538 to 1911 code for a protein of 457 amino acids. The record is from RefSeq and is a predicted model, not a curated record.
CCAAAAUCAUUCGGGAAAGACCCUGUCCGGUGACGUCCAUUCUAGGGACUAUACAGCCUGGCUGACGCGACUACACAUAGAGGAUAUUCUGGAUCUGGUGUCAACCAGACUACUACUAUUAGCAUCCUACAGGAAGGAGAUAAAUUACUUUAAUUCUGACAGUUUUCCUUCGUUUCCGGACGUUUUGGGUGUAGGCACUGGGGCGAUUAUUUUAUUUUAAAGGGACUACGCUGAAAAAAAAAAUAGAAAACGGUUUUGUUUCGGGAACAUCAAAGUAACUGUGUUGUUAACUGCUGUAAUUUGAGAUAAACUACAUCGAUUGUUAUUUCCCUUUAUUUCUGAAUGUCUGUAUGGAGUCAAAGUCAUAACUUGGCGCAGGUGUAGUUGAAGGCUAUGUGGUGUGGUCGUGUAACAUUCCAAACACCGUUUCCCGAAAAAUCUGCCUUUCCUGUCGGAAGCCUGGAGAGUUGAGAGAGAGAGAGAGAUAGAGAGAGAGAGAGAGGGGCGAGCCCCCGAACAUGAUCUCACGGAGCGGGAAUGCGAGGAGCCAUGAGCUGGUCGGGUUCCCACGGCGGGCUGAGCUGCUCUGGAGCCGGGAUUAACCUCGUCUACCUCUCGCUGCUGCUCUGGAGCUCCUGCUCUGGCAUGGACGGACUGGCUGAUUUCUCAAAAUACCUGUCCCGGAUCAUUACCAGUCACUCUGUGCAUGCGUGCGACGGACAGCAGGUACGUCUCUACUGCCCACGCCACUCCACCAUCUCUAUCCAGUCGGCGUUUUACGGACGUGCCGACGCAACGCUCUGCACCAAUGGGACGGCUGCGGGUGUCAGAGCGGCCAACUACAGCUGUUCCGCGUUGACGACCCUACAGAAGUUACUGUCAGAGUGUCAGAGCCACAGAGACUGUCAGCUACCUGUCAAUCACCUGGUGUUUGGGCCCGACCCCUGUCCUGGGACCAUCAAGUACCUCCAUGUCACCUACAAGUGUAAACCUACUGAGCAUAAGAGCAGUGUGGUGUGUGAGGGAGAGAGGCUGACGUUACACUGUAAGCCUCCCAGAGUGCUGAUCAUCUACACAGCUGCUUACGGUAGGGGUCUGGGCCACACCUGUCCCUCACAGGACAGAGGAACACCCCCGUUUGAGUGUUUGAACCACAAUGCGGUUCACACUCUGUCACAGAGCUGCUACAGCAAACAGAGGUGUGUUGUCGCCGUAGACAACCAGACCUUCAGAGACCCCUGCUACCCUGGAACCAGGAAGUACCUGACUGUACUCUACUCCUGUGUACCACAGACAUUACUGCAGGAAGCAGACCCAGGUGUACUACACAGACCCACCUCACACCCAAAAGCCCACCCCGGUGCUCCCCCAGCCCACCCCGGUCCUCCCCCAGCCCACCCUGGUCCUCCCCCAGCCCACCCAGAUCCUGCAGAUGUGGCUGUCUUUCCUAAGGACUCUAGAACACCAGGAAACACAGGAGUCAUGAUGAGUAACUCUGUUAUGACUUACUCCUAUAUUAAAGAGCACCCAGAGACUGCUGCGUUGCUGUUCACCUCCAGUGUGUGUGUUGGUCUGCUACUCACCCUGCUGGCUGUGUCUAUCAGACUGACCUGUAGGGGGCUCCGCCACACACACAAAACACAAACAUGCAGGAGCCAGGAAGAGGAGGAUGAUGAUGAUGAAGAAGAGGAGGAGAUGACUGACUGCUCGCUGCUGUCGGACUCAGACAGGCAGCUGGCUUACUGCUGGGAGGAAGUGAGCUACAGGACAGCGGACGCGGAGAGGCUAGAACGCAUGGAGAGGAGGGACAUGGUGAUCCAGGAGAUCUGGAUGAACUCUGAUCUCUACGGGACGUCCUGUGAUCAGGACCAGACUCCUUAUCUACCACUCAGUUACACACAGCUGGAGUAACAGAACCAGACUCCUUAUCUACCACGCAGUUACACACAGCUGGAGUAACAGAACCAGACUCCUUAGCUACCACUCAGUUACACAGCUGGAGUAACAGAACCAGACUCCUUAUCUACCACUCAGUUACACAGCUGGAGUAACAGAACCAGACUCCUUAUCUACCACUCAGUUACACAGCUGGAGUAACAGAACCAGACUCCUUAUCUACCACUCAGUUACACAGCUGGAGUAACAGAACCAGACUCCUUAUCUACCACUCAGUUACACAGCUGGAGUAACAGAACCAGACUCCUUAUCUACCACUCAGUUACACACAGCUGGAGUAACAGAACCAGACUCCUUAUCUACCACUCAGUUACACAGCUGGAGUAACAGAACCAGACUCCUUAUCUACCACUCAGUUACACACAGCUGGAGUAACAGAACCAGUCUCCUUAUCUACCACUCAGUUACACACAGCUGGAGUAACAGAACCAGACUCCUUAUCUACCACUCAGUUACACAGCUGGAGUAACAGAACCAGACUCCUUAUCUACCACUCAGUUACACAGCUGGAGUAACAGAACCAGACUCCUUAUCUACCACUCAGUUACACACAGCUGGAGUAACAGAACCAGACUGUUUGAACCUGGAAGAAUACAUUGAAGGGUUUAGGUAGGUUGUCGGGGAAGUAUGUAUAUUUAUAGAUGAAGGUGAAUAAUUGGAGUAUAUUAAUGUUGUAUUUGGAAGAUAAUAUAUUGCGUUUCUUAAACGGGGGGCUAGUCUGGCCAAUGUCUUUUGUGUGAUGAGUAAUUUGUGUAGGUAGGAAAAAAAUAUCUUCCCAGGACAACUUUUCAUCAACUAGUACACCGAGGAAUCUAGUAGAUUUCAUUCCAUUUUGAUAUUCUGGCUCUUUUUGUAUAUAUAUACACAUUUACAUAUAUUAUAUAGUUCAGAUUCUUACCUGUGAAUACAAUGUAGUGGGAUUUAUCAAUAUUUAUAGAUCAUUUGUUAAUCUGGAACCAUUCGGGAAAAUGUGGCCACGCCUGACUUGGCUUCAUUGAUUUGUGAAUUUAAUUUUUUUUUGUGUGAUCAAAUCAAGUUGGUAUCAUCGGCAAAAAAGAAUGUGAAGGUAGGUCAUUGAUAUACAGAUUAUGAAUAACAAAGGUCCAAGGAUCGAACCCUGUGGAACGCCACAGGAAAUCUUCGCACUUGGUAGAUGAACAACCAUUUGCAUACAGAAAUUGUUUUCUAAUCAUAAACAUAAUUAUAUAGCCAUUUAUAUGUAUAAUCAUGACAACCAUAAUUAUGCAAUUUAGCAUGUAUUCUUUCAUGAUCAACCGUGUCAAACAUUCUAGAUCAGUCUAGAAAGACGACAAUUCAUUGUUGUUCAGGGUAUUUUAUUAGGAUCUCUAUUAGCUGUUGCAAAAGCAGCAGCUACUCUUCCUGGGGUCCACACAGAACACAGAACACAGAACAUGACAUAAUACAGAAUAUUAAUAGACAAGAACAGAACUACAUCAAUUUACAAAAGGCACACGUAGCCUACAUAUCAAUAUCUACACACAGACUGUCUAGGUCCAAUAGGGGAGAGGCGUUGUGCCGCGAGGUGGUGGUUUAUCUGUUUAUGAAACCAGGUUUGCUGUUUAUUUGAGCAAUAUGAGAUGGAAGGAAGUUCCAUGCAAUAAGGGCUCUAUAUAAUACUGUAUGCUGUCUUGAAUUUGUUCUGGUUUUGGGGGACUAUGAAAAGACCCCUGGUGGCAUAAGUGUGUGUGUGUCAGAGCUGUGUUUAAGUUGACUAUGCAAACAAUUUGGGAUUUUCAACACGUUAUUAAAACAAGUGAAGCAGCCAGUCUUUCCUCAACUCUUCGCGAAGAGAGAGACUGGCAUGCACAGUAUUUAUAUCAGCCCUCUGAUUACAAUGAAGAGCAAGACGUGCCACUCUGUUCUGGACCAGCUGCAGCUUAACUAGGUCUUUCUUAGCAGCACUGGACCACAAGACUGGACAAUAAUCAAGAUUAGACAAAAACUAGAGCCUGCAGGACUUGCUUUGUGGAGUUUGGUGUCAAGAAAUACUUUAUUUUUUACUGAUGAUUUUUGAGAGCGGUUGUAACCAAGGUUUCCAGAAAGGGAAGAAGUGGUGAAAUAAAGAAGUGAAGUUCACAACAUGACCAAAGAUACGUGGA